AUGGAAUCUAGCUUUGAGUUCAGCGUAGAGGAACUUCUACGAAGAACACAAAUUUAUUCGGUUAGAAAAGAAGAUUACCGUGUGAAAAAAUUAUCCUUUUCCAAAUUUCACGAAAUUUCAGGGGAUUCUAACGAGCUCAUUAUCAGAGUUACUUUACCUGAAUUCAAGGAUCAACAGAAAAAUGUUUCUCCCGGCUCCUAUGAGGGUGGGUACACAAUCUGGGAAAGUACCUGGAUUCUUUUGGUAUUCCUUGACAACAUUAAGGAAUCUAAACCGUUGUCAAUAUUAGAGUUGGGAUCAGGAAUUGGAGUCUGUGGAACAUUUUUGGGGUUGAAAGGCCAUAAAGUAUCAUUUCAAGAUUUAAAUUUAAAUGUUAUUGAGAAGGGAUUAAUUCCUAACAUUGCCAUGAAUGAAUCCCAAGUGUGCAAUAUGAACAAAAAUGACAAAGUUAGAGUUAAUUUAAAGAUUUUAUAUAAAGAUGAACUCAAGAAUUUGUUACUUAUCUCAACAGAUUUCCCUAACGAUAAAUCAACCAACACCUAUGAAAUUGUAGCGGGAGAUUGGAUCAAUUUGAUCAAUGAUAAAACAAUUUUAGAAAGUUUCAAAAAUAAAUUUGAUUUAAUAAUAGCGUCAGAAUGCAUUUAUCGCACUGAAAACUAUGACUCGAUAGUUAAAAUGGUGUUGAGUUUUAUGAACGAAAGUGGUAAAGCGUUUGUAGCAACAAAGAGGUUCUAUUUUGGCCUAUCCGGAGGAACAUUCCAAUUCUUACAACACAUAAAGGAAUCAAACAUCUAUAACAGUUACAAACUAUGUGGAAAAAUUAUUAAAUCAGUGGAACCAAAAAAUAGCGCAAACGUAAUUGAUAUAAUAGAAAUAACAAAAAUCCCAAAUGUAAGUAUUUAA
Messenger RNA from Theileria annulata, 903 nucleotides. RefSeq lists its product as uncharacterized. The transcript is spliced from 3 exons. Lineage: Eukaryota; Apicomplexa; Aconoidasida; Piroplasmida; Theileriidae. The record is from RefSeq and is a predicted model, not a curated record. The coding region runs from base 1 to 903 and encodes 300 amino acids.